This is a messenger RNA of Engraulis encrasicolus (European anchovy), 1660 nucleotides long. RefSeq names its product G protein-coupled receptor 85 (gene gpr85). Gene Ontology annotation, biological process: G protein-coupled receptor signaling pathway. Gene Ontology annotation, cellular component: plasma membrane. Bases 288 to 1421 code for a protein of 377 amino acids. The record is from RefSeq and is a predicted model, not a curated record. Gene Ontology annotation, molecular function: G protein-coupled receptor activity. The transcript is spliced from 3 exons. NCBI's taxonomy places the organism in Eukaryota, Metazoa, Chordata, Actinopteri, Clupeiformes, Engraulidae.
ACAAAACCAAGGAUUUUUUUUUACAGCAAAGUGAAUCCUGCUAUGUAAAUAAUAUUCAGGGAGACAAAGGGGGAUACCAACAGGUGUGAUGUGACAAAAGAACAAAGGAUGCCUUAGAACGGACGCUGCCAGCAAAGCGUGGAAUCUGCUUCAAAGCACACACACCCACGCACACACACACACCACAUACACACACAAACCAAAUGGAUAUAUCGCCCCUCCACGCCGCCGCCUUCAGUCUUCAGAUCAUGAACCAAAGCUGAAGCUCCCAAACUAUCAAUCUUUUAAUGAUCCCACCAUCUAUGGCGAACUAUAGCCAUGCAGGGGACCACAACAACAUCUUGCAGAGUGUCUCGCCCCUCGCCACCUUCCUCAAACUGACCUCACUUGGCUUCAUCAUCGGCGUCGGCGUGGUGGGUAACCUGCUCAUCUCCAUCCUGCUGGUCAAAGACAAGAGCCUGCACCGGGCGCCCUACUAUUUCCUGCUGGACCUCUGCGCCUCUGACAUCCUGCGCUCGGCUAUCUGCUUCCCCUUCGUCUUCACGUCCGUCAAGAAUGGCUCGGCCUGGACCUAUGGCACGCUGACCUGCAAGGUAAUCGCCUUCCUGGGUGUGCUGAGCUGCUUCCACACAGCCUUCAUGCUGUUCUGCGUGAGCGUGACGCGCUACCUGGCCAUCGCGCACCACCGCUUCUACACCAAGCGCCUCACCUUCUGGACGUGCCUGGCCGUCGUCUGCAUGGUGUGGACGCUGUCAGUGGCCAUGGCCUUCCCGCCAGUGCUGGACGUAGGCACGUACUCCUUCAUCCGCGAGGAAGACCAGUGCACCUUCCAGCACCGCUCCUUCCGCGCAAACGACUCGCUGGGCUUUAUGCUACUGCUGGCACUGAUUCUGCUGGCCACGCAGCUCGUCUACCUCAAGCUCAUCUUCUUCGUGCAUGACCGCCGCAAGAUGAAGCCUGUCCAGUUCGUGCCAGCCGUCAGCCAGAACUGGACCUUCCACGGCCCCGGGGCCAGCGGGCAGGCAGCCGCCAACUGGCUGGCGGGCUUUGGACGCGGCCCGACGCCGCCGACCCUGCUCGGGAUACGGCAGAACAGCAACGCGGCCGGGCGCCGGAGACUGCUCGUGCUGGACGAGUUCAAGACGGAGAAGCGCAUCAGCCGGAUGUUCUACAUCAUGACGUUCUUCUUCCUGGGGCUGUGGGGGCCGUACCUGGUGGCGUGCUACUGGAGGGUGUUUGCCGGUGGGCCCGUGGUGCCGGCGGGUUACCUGACUGCGGCUGUGUGGAUGAGCUUCGCCCAGGCUGGAGUUAACCCUUUCAUCUGCAUCUUCUCCAACCGUGAGCUGAGGCGGUGCUUCAGCACCACGCUGCUCUACUGCAGGAAAUCCAGGUUACCAAGGGAACCCUAUUGCGUUAUAUGAGGGGUUGGUUGGAUGGAUGCCUGUGUCCCUGCUCCGCUCUGCUCUGCUCAGCUAAGCUCUUGCUCUCACUCUCAGCUCUCCUCUGGGGGCUGUUGGCUGGUUGGUGUUGGAUGUUGUUGUGCUGGAUUUUUUUUCCCCUCCUGCUCCUACCUUUACUCGUCCUCUCCUCUUCUUGUUUCAUCUUCUCUCUCGCUUUUCCUGCCCUACUCUCCCUCCUUCUACUAGGCCUAUCCAUCUUU